This is a messenger RNA of Acanthosepion pharaonis, 1842 nucleotides long. The record is from the annotation of a GenBank genome assembly. Lineage: Eukaryota; Metazoa; Mollusca; Cephalopoda; Sepiida; Sepiidae.
AUGCCUUCCAAACAACAGCUGGACAAAGAAGCCUGGGGCUGGAUUGACACGACUGAACCAAAUGAAGUGACCCUAGAACAUGUUAAAUAUGCUUAUCACAUAAAUUUGCAAGCAUGUGAGGCUGGGACAUGCAAACGGAAUUGUCGUGGCAACCCAUUCUGUUUGAAUGGCAUUGGUGAACGGAUGUGGCUGGGCCAGAUCGAUGAACGUAAGUGGCACGACAUUGAGGACCCUAACCAUGAACGACGCAGCCUGAAUUCUUUUGUUGGGCUGAAGAAUCUUGGAGCUACCUGUUAUGUUAACACUUUUCUCCAGCUAUGGUUCCACAAUCCAGAGGUGAGAAGGGCUGUCUACCAAUGGAGAAGCAGAGAUGAGCCCCCACCUCAAAGCCCAAUUGAUUCUGAGUGGACCCCAUCAUCCAUUUGUGGACAUUUGCAGUUAAUCUUUGCCCUUCUUGAGUUUAGUAAGCAAAGGUACAUAGACCCAAGCAACUUCAUAAAACAUCUUGGACUGAAUACUGCUCAGCAACAAGAUGCCCAGGAGUUUUCUAAGCUAUUUUUGUCUCUGUUAGAAGAGACAUUGAUGCAGAGUGAUAACCCCAAAAUAAAGAAUGUGAUAGAAGAGCAAUUCUCUGGGGAAUACACUUAUAUUACCUGCUGCAGUCAGUGCGGUGGGAAAUCGAAAACGCCUUCCAAGUUCUAUGAACUUGAUUUAAAUAUUCGCGGAACUAAAACCUUGCAUGAAAGUCUUAAAGAAUUUUUGCAGGAGGAGAAACUUGAAGGUGAUAACAAGUACAUGUGUUUGCAAUGCAAAACAAAGCAGAAUGCAAUACGUAUCAUCCAACUGCAGAAACUGCCACCUGUCCUCAAUUUACAGUUGUUGAGAUUUGUAUUUGAUAAGCAAACAGGACAAAAGAAAAAACUUAACAGUUACAUCCAGUUCCCAGAAGUCCUUGAUAUGACUGAAUAUGUCAAAGCCCCAGGUGUUGAAGUGUCUUUACCUGUCAUCUAUGAUUUGAGUGCUGUCCUCAUCCACCGUGGGAUUAGUGCCUACAGUGGGCACUACAUUGCCCACAUCAAAGACCGUACUACACAGGCUUGGUAUAAGUUUAAUGAUGAAGAGACAGAAAGGAUGCAGGGACGUAAUUUGCACCUUGGUAAUGAGGAUGAAGUACACAUACAAGGAGGAAGUAGUUUAGCAGCCAAAAACAAAGCCCCCAAAUCCACAAAAGGUUACCAUUCCUCAAAAAAUGCUUACAUGUUGGUAUACACAAAAAGGAAAUUAGGACAACAACCAAUCUCUCAACCUUUUGAGGAUGUUUGGAAUGAAGAUAUCAUUCCUCCCCACAUACGGGAGUAUGUGUCCAUGGAUAACAAACGGUUUGAGAAUUGGAUUCAAGAACUUGUUAAUAUGAGGGACCAAAGUGUAGAAAGUGGCCGUGAGCAACAAGAAGAAAUUAGAUAUGUUUAUUAUUCACUUGUGCCUAAAGGAAAUUGUAUAAAUGUAUUAGAAUGGUUAAGUUUGGAUUGGCUGUCACGUUGGCUUACAGAUCCCCUCAAAGCUCAGGCAAUCAACCAUGAAAGCUUUUUGUGUUCUCACAGCAGGAGAAGGGGACCACCCAACUGUUGUCAACACGGUGCCCCCCAACUUGCAUCAUUCGCCCACCCCUGGCCGGAGACUUUUGCUGGUACAAAGGAUAUCUGUCCCCACCGGUUUGCAUCUCAUAAUAAAUGUCUUCAGAAACCCCUUAGAGCACGGUGCGCCGUUUUGACAGCAGGGGCGUGCCAUGUAGCCUGGUCCGCAUGGCCCAUGGACCAUGUGGGAUCUCACAGCCUCAAAUAG